Messenger RNA from Megalobrama amblycephala (Wuchang bream), 635 nucleotides. It is a transcript of the gene dynlrb2, whose product is annotated as dynein light chain roadblock-type 2. Gene Ontology annotation, cellular component: centrosome; cytoplasmic dynein complex; cytoplasm. The record is from RefSeq and is a predicted model, not a curated record. NCBI's taxonomy places the organism in Eukaryota, Metazoa, Chordata, Actinopteri, Cypriniformes, Xenocyprididae. Bases 16 to 438 code for a protein of 140 amino acids. Gene Ontology annotation, biological process: microtubule-based movement. Gene Ontology annotation, molecular function: dynein intermediate chain binding. The transcript has 5 exons.
AGUGAUUACUGCACAAUGCAACAACAAUAUCCUGCAACCAAACAACGUAACACUACUGUAGGCUAUCCACAAGUUUUAACAGUCUGCUUAUAUAAUUUAUACCUGUCGACAACGAGGAACAAACGAAAGACGUACCUGUGCUGCAAUAUGGCUGAAGUCGAAGACACUUUGAAGAGGAUUCACGGCUAUAGCGGUGUUAUUGGCACAAUAGUCGUUAACGGAGAAGGCAUUCCCAUCAGAACAACACUAGACAACUCAACGACGGUGCAGUAUGUAGGACUAUUGCAUCAGCUGACUAUGAAAGCCAGGAGUACCGUCAGAGACAUCGACCCCCAGAAUGACCUGACAUUUCUACGCAUCAGGUCCAAGAAACACGAGAUCAUGGUGGCGCCAGAUAAAGAAUUCCUGUUCAUCGUCAUCCAAAGCCCAUCUGAAUAGAUGACAUACUCACUAAAUUAUAUUAGUUAAAACGUAAAUUUUUUGUACACUGUCCUAAACAAGUAUAACAUUUCGUCUAGUGAAUGUACCUUUUGAAAUAAUCCAAUUUUCUUUUUAAAUUAUAACGAUAUAUAUGAUUGUGCAAUGUGAUUGAUUGCAUGUAAAGUCAUCAAUAAAUAAGUGAAUUGUUGUCUUUA